AGGGACCAAUGGAGUUUGGUGAUGGUUUAUGAAACGGAGCAUUUUUUGAAUUGGGAACAAGAAACGAGUGUUCUUCAGCACGUGAUUAAACACCAUUCUAGUGUUUAUUUUACAAUGCCUUAGGUGAAACUUUUUUACUGGUUGAGAUUUUUUUUUAUCAGUAGCUGAUUCUUCGUCGUCGUCGUCGAGAUGCUAACGAAACAUGUUGAUCCAGCUCAACAUCGACAGUCUCUGGUGUUAAUAAGAGCCUGCACUGGCACAGAGCUCAUGUUCGAACUACCUUCUGUUGGAGAAAAGGGCAGAAGUUCUGAAAACGGCCACCAGGGUGAUGACGUUUUCUCCACGUCGAUACUUGCGACUGUUCCUGCUGAAGUUGCGACUUACAAGACAAGCACAGAAGGUCACGUGACAUUGCGCUUUCAUGACGAUUUCCAGUGUGUUAAAGAAACAAUUCAGAAACUAAAAACGUGCGGUUAUUAUUACGAGAGUUUAUCAUGGCAACAGGCGUCUAAUAUACUUCAGAAUAAACAGGUAGGGACGUUUUUAUUGCGAGACAGUGCGAACCCACGUUUCCUUUUUGCCGUCAGCGUGCAGACGGAACGAGGCCCGACAAGUGUGAGAAUACAUUAUUCCCACGGACAAUUUCGUCUAGAUUGCCCCGACUCGCUCGUGCCCUGCAUGCCGUUAUUUGAAUGUGUUCUACAACUUGUAGAAUAUUUCGUUCGGCUAAGCCAGUCGGUGAAGGCGGCCUUUUGUGUCUGGUUAGACGACUCAGGACAGCAGGAUGUCCGAGUUCGGCUAUAUAGACCAUUAUAUAAACACGUUUUGUCGCUUCAGCAUCUGUGUCGUCUGACCGUCAAUCAAAGGCUACAGGCACGAGCUGAUCCCGCGCUCGGCUCAUGGCUCGUAGAUGAUAGCAUCGGCACGUUAGAACUACCAAAACCAGUGAAAGCUUAUCUCAGGAGUUAUCCUUAUCUGCAUUAAUCCAUUUUUUGGUACUUGUGGACGAUGCGACUUGUCGAAUGUUACUUUAUAAGUUUAUUGUAGCAUUUACAGAAUUGUUUAAGAUCGAUAAAUGGAUGUUGGACCAAUAGCAAAAGAUCAAAACAAAUAUGUGAUAAAAUUAUGAUUUAGCAAAACCUUAUUAAAACUUAACUAAGAUCGAUUUGUCAACUGACUUUAUUUGUAUUUAAAACUUAACUGGAGUUCCUGGUGGGAGAGGGAGAUUCUGGGAGGGUGUAUGAAGUUAUUAUGUCGUAGUGCAUGCUGUCUAAUCCGAGUCACAUGGCACUGUUGACCAACGAUUGCAAACAAAUCAGAUUUGGCUAUUAAAAAUCAAAGUUACUUGUACAAUGUGCGCAUGCGUGGAAAAAUAACUGGUAAAGCUCUUAGAAUAUCAACAACAAAAACUAACAGAGGACUCUGACCUUAUUCUUUGUUUUUACCUGAUGAUUCAAAUGAUAUUUUAAGUUCGGUCAACAUAUUAUUGAACGGGCAACAUUAUAGGAACCUGUUACCAUUUUAAAUAAAAGUGUUUUGAUUCACUGA
Messenger RNA from Limulus polyphemus (Atlantic horseshoe crab), 1548 nucleotides. Its product is annotated as suppressor of cytokine signaling 2-like. Gene Ontology annotation, molecular function: 1-phosphatidylinositol-3-kinase regulator activity. Gene Ontology annotation, cellular component: phosphatidylinositol 3-kinase complex. Bases 190 to 984 code for a protein of 264 amino acids. The record is from RefSeq and is a predicted model, not a curated record. The transcript has a single exon. Lineage: Eukaryota; Metazoa; Arthropoda; Merostomata; Xiphosura; Limulidae. Gene Ontology annotation, biological process: phosphatidylinositol phosphate biosynthetic process; intracellular signal transduction.